Molecule: messenger RNA, 1644 nt
Organism: Mucor mucedo
Lineage: Eukaryota; Fungi; Mucoromycota; Mucoromycetes; Mucorales; Mucoraceae
Product: major facilitator superfamily domain-containing protein
Exons: 4
Coding region: 93-1274 (393 amino acids)
Biological process (GO): transmembrane transport
Cellular component (GO): fungal-type vacuole membrane
Molecular function (GO): transmembrane transporter activity
Source: RefSeq, a predicted model, not a curated record
CUUUUUGCGUAAUAGAUGAAAUCUGAUUGACCCAUCAAUUUAUUAACUAUUUUUUUUUAUAUCUAUUUUUUUUUUAUAUCUUUGUUUAGGGAAUGUUUGCUAUUUAUGGUGUUAAUUAUUCCUGGGGUUUAUUUUUGCGCAACUACAACGAAUCCGUCUAUAUUGGGGAGAUGAAUCAGCUGUCGUGGAUAGGAUCCAUCUGUAUUUCACUUUAUUUUAUCAUUGGUCCGGUCAAUGAAUGGGUUGUCCGAAAACUUGGUUAUACAAAAAUGCUGGCCAUUGCCACAGUUUUGUGCCCCCUUGCUUUGAUGUUAGCCAGUAUUAGUCAUGAGAUUUGGCACUUGUAUUUGACUCAAGGAGUCAUGUUUGGCAUCGGGGCAUCGUUUGCUUGGUUUCCUUGUAUCGGAGCUCCUCAAGAAUGGUUCUCCAGUCGCCGAGGUACAGCUGUUGGUAUCACCAUGUGCGGGUCUGGAGUUGGUGGUCUUGUCAUCUCUAAUAUCUGUCAGGCAGCCAUCUUGAAUCUCGAUUAUCGUUGGUCUCUUCGUAUCGCCGGAUUUAUUUGCUUUUUCUUUUUGAUCCUUGCUACUAUUUUUGUGAGACAAUCACCGGCUCAAUUGGCGAAACAAUUGAAACAAGAUCAGGAUAACGAGGGCCUCUUAGAAAUGUUCAAAAAACAAAAGGUGUUGUUGAAAAAUUCUCAAUUCAAUAUUUUGUUACUGGUUGGUUUUGCUACAACCUUUGGAUACCUUGUGCCGUCUUUCCUUUUACCAUCCUAUGCAAAGUUUUUAAACUUGAAUCCUUGGGUGGGUACAAACUUAUCAGCCAUCAUGUCGGCUAUCAAUGCUGUUUCAAAAUUAGCAAAUGGGUUUACAAGUGACCGUAUCGGUCGAAUCAAUGGUUUGUUUAUUUGCACUUUUUUGGCCGGUGUCAUGAGUCUUGCUAUAUGGACGAACGCUCGUACUGAAGCUACAAUCUGGGUUUUCGCAGUUCUCUAUGGCUUCUUUGGUGGGGGCUACUUGACUUUAUUCCCAGCAUCGCUUCCUCAAGUUGCGGGAUAUGACAAUAUAGCUGCAGCCAACGGGCUCUUAUAUUUCACAAACACCUUUGGAUAUCUAUUCGGUACACCUAUUGCUUCAGCCAUUGUUAAUCGUAGUACACCGCCUAAUUAUGUUUAUGCCGCUGUCUGGGGCGGGCUCUUAAUGGCUGUAGGUGGAUUAUUCUGUCUGGCCUUACGGGUGAUGCGCGCUGGUUGGAAUCCAAUGGUUAAAGUAUAACUAACAUCAAUUUACAUUUUCUUCUAAUAAAUAGGUUCACAAGGGCUGUAGGAGCUCUCUCUCGGGGAAGGACGAAACUCUGCAUAUCUCAGUCAAGGGAGGGGACUCUUAUGGUUUUUUGUCGGGCCUUUUUUUUAUAUUUCGUCUAUUGCAUCAAGGGGUGCCUUUCGGUCUUCUUUUUCUUUCACGAGAAAAGUAGCUGUUAUGGCUGAGAUUUAUACCCUUAUCUAGCGGACCAGGAUAAUGCCUGCGUCGCGAUGAUGCGAUGAUGAAUUAUAGGUGAGGAGCCAAAUUUAGGGUCUUGAUGGGUGGUAUACUGGUUAAUGGAUAAAAAUAGGUAGUGGAAAUGGUGACAGGUGUAUAUCUUUUG